Messenger RNA from Diaporthe amygdali, 1596 nucleotides. RefSeq lists its product as uncharacterized. Gene Ontology annotation, molecular function: transmembrane transporter activity. Gene Ontology annotation, biological process: transmembrane transport. NCBI's taxonomy places the organism in Eukaryota, Fungi, Ascomycota, Sordariomycetes, Diaporthales, Diaporthaceae. Bases 1 to 1596 code for a protein of 531 amino acids. The record is from RefSeq and is a predicted model, not a curated record. The transcript has 6 exons.
AUGUCCCAACAAGCAGAGAGGUCACCCAUCCCCAAGGAAAAAGAGGCACCGAGCGACUAUGUCACGGGUUGGAGAAUAGCAAUCUUACUGCUCAGUAUAUCUAUUGCCAUCUUUCUACCAAAUCUCGAGGUUUCUAUCGUGAGCACUGCUUUGGUGACGAUCGCCAAUGAUUUGAAUGGGUUCAGCCAGACAAGCUGGGUUGUCAUUGCGUACCUCAUCACGUAUACUGGGUUCAUCAUUUUUUGGGCGAAGCUGAGCGAUAUCGCCACGCGAAAAUGGUCUCUGAUCGGGGCCCUCAUUCUCUUCCUCGUCGCGUCGGCCAUUUGCGGCGCUAGCCAGAAUAUGGUGAUGCUAAUUGUUUUCCGCGCCCUGCAAGGCAUCGGCGGAGCUGGCUGUUUCUCCAUCUCCAUGGUAGUAUUCUUCGAGCUCAUCCCCAAGGACAAAUACCCGAAAUACGGCUCCAUCCUCUCCGCAGAUGUUGCUCUCGCAACGCUACUAGGCCCUAUCAUCGGAGGUGCAAUUUCGGAUAACACAACAUGGCGCUGGGUAUUCCUCAUCAAUCUUCCCAUUGGUGCCGUCGCAAUCGUUGGCCUGGGCCUCUUUCUCCCGAACGAGUUUCCCUUCCAUGGUCAGCGGAUACAUCCGCCCAGUAACAUACGUUCCAUUCGGCGGAUUGACUUCGUCGGCGCGUUCCUUCUCGUUGGCGCCAACCUAUUCCUAGUCACUGGACUUCUCGAGGCCACCACAGAUUACUACUGGUCUUCGGCCAUAAUCAUCGUCUUUUUGGUGCUUUCGGGAGUGCUAUGGAUCUCCUUCGUCUGCUGGGAGUAUUUUGCGACCAGGGAGACUUUCCCUUGUGAGCCUGUCUUUCCGUUCCGCUUUUUCCAGAACCGCUACUGGAUGGGCAUGCUCUUGCAGUCCUUUUUCCUCGGCGUCCCCUUCGUCAUGCUGGUCAUCUACCUCCCUCAACGCUUUCAAACAGUCAGCUCCCUGUCGGCCCUGGAUUCAGGCCUACGUCUCCUCCCAUACGCCAUGCUCGCCCCCAUCGGUUCGCUGGUGAGCAAUAUCAUUUUCAUGCGGCGCCCGGUGCCCCUCCUUCUGCUGGCGGCUGGGGCAGUCUUCCAAGUCGUCGGCCUUGCUUUUUUGGUCAGCGAGCCUGUCGCCUUGUCAAUUCCCGCGAGAGUGUACGGCUACGAGAUCCUAGCUGGUUUUGGGGUGGGCAUUACAUUUGGUACCUUAGUCACCAUCACCCCAGCCAGCGUUGAGCCGCGGGACCUGGCCACGGCUACGGGAGCGAUGAUCCAAUUUCGACAGAUGGGCGGUGCCAUUGGACUAUCGAUCGGCUCUGCGCUUCUGAACAGUCGCCUUAAAGGCCAGCUUUCGGGUGUAUUGACAAGCUCCCAGCUUUCUUCGCUCCUUCAAAACUUCCGGCAAAUCCUCACAUUCCCGCCUGAGUUGCAAGAAGUGACCAGAAAUGUGUUUGCUGCUGCUUAUGGUCUGCAGCUGAAGGUAGUUGUUGGGUUUAGUGCCGCGUUGUUUCCAUCCAUUUUGUUGAUGAUAAAGGUGCGCUCAAAGCAGAAUUCUAGCACUGUGUAG